AUGUUCUUGAGCACAGCUUCUCCCCGGAGGUCGUUCAGCAUCCCCAUUAACAUCAACCUGCAGGGUGCUCGUAGGCGGCAGACACGACACAGGGAUGGCUUCCACACCACAGCAGGGCAGGAGCACGAGUGGAUCAGAGGGGUGAAUGGAUGGGGAGGACAGCGAGCUCGGUCCCAGAUGCCGGUGUCGAGUGUUGGGGAGGACAGAGCCAUCCUGCUGGGCUUCACCAUGAUGGCCUUCUCUGUGCUCAUGUUCUUUGUGGUUGGCAUCACUAUGGUCAAACCCUUUGUUAAAAGUAACUGGGUGGAGGAGGCCAGUUGUGUGCUGGUGCAGGCUGACAUCCUGAAAGAUUGGGUGGACUGCAGAGGUGUGAGCACAGUACCAUGCCUCAGGGUGAUGGUUAACCUCACAGGCUCCAACCAAAGUGCUUUUCUACACUUUGAUGAAGAAUCGGUCCUCCUCGCUCCUGAGUGUUUCUACAUACCCAAAUGUCAGAUGGAAAGAGCAGAUCUUCAAGCUGAAGUCCAGAGAAUGAAAAGAAUCUUGGACACUCAGCUGGGGAGCACUUCAUCAUGCUUUACCGACCACACAAGGUACCCCAGGGACGUCAUCUUAACCAGGAAGUACACUUUGAAGAAGGCCUUGUUUGCACUGCUGUGGCCCUGUCUGAUGCUGUGUGGUGGAGCCCUGCUGGUGGGCCUUGUGAAGCUGACACAGUGCCUAGCUCAUCUGUCCUCUGAGGUGUGCAGUGACACUACAGGGAGCAGACUGACAUUGAGAUCCACCCAGGGCAAAUUGUACAGACUCUUGCGGAGGUCCAGCAUGCAGUCGCCCUCUUGA
This is a messenger RNA of Seriola dumerili (greater amberjack), 840 nucleotides long. Its product is annotated as calcium-activated potassium channel subunit beta-3-like. Gene Ontology annotation, molecular function: potassium channel regulator activity; calcium-activated potassium channel activity. Gene Ontology annotation, cellular component: voltage-gated potassium channel complex; membrane. NCBI's taxonomy places the organism in Eukaryota, Metazoa, Chordata, Actinopteri, Carangiformes, Carangidae. The record is from RefSeq and is a predicted model, not a curated record. The transcript has 4 exons. Gene Ontology annotation, biological process: detection of calcium ion; potassium ion transport. Bases 1 to 840 code for a protein of 279 amino acids.